GCACAAAUAGACCCAGGGUGUGUGUAUCUACGCCAGUGAAACUCCAUCUGAACUGCUGCAUGAAGCUGAAGAGGGCAUUACAUUAAUAGAGCAGGAAUCAUCUCCUGCCCACAGAGAGAGCGAUGAUCCUCACUGAUCUUUCAAAGCCCACAAUGAUUAUAGGUUUCUUCUUCCUGCUCUUCUUCAUGGGGGGAAAUGCCUCCAGCGUAGAGCUGCAAGAUGACCAACAGACACUCAAUGAGACAAUUACCAGAGGGGGAAAUGCCUCCAGCAUAGAGCUUGAAGAUAACCAACAGAUGUUCAAUGAGACCUUUACCAGAGGGGAAAAUGCCUCCACUAUAGAACAACAAGAUGAUCAACAGUCCAGCAAAUCCAAAGAAGAUGAAGAGAAUAGUCCUAAAAGCUGCAGAUAUGUUGACAUUAUAAACUACCUGAACCUGACCCAAGACAAGGACAUGUACAUUAUGACAAGGCCUGUGGAAAAUUACAGUGAUGUUACACCCGUAUACCAUAUUAUGGCAGUUGAAGCCAUCUUAGAUGUGCAUUGGCGGAAUCGGUUCACAUAUUGGGACCCAGAUAAUUUCUGUGGACUUGAAAAUAUAACAUUUCCUACUUCAAAUUUGUGGACGCCAGAUCUAACUAUUGAAGAAAGGACAGACAAGGACAAAGAGACUAAAAGUCCUUAUCUCUUAAUUCUCUGGUUUGGUUGGGUCGAAUACACAAAUGAGCAGGUGGUGACAACUGCCUGCAAGAUGCUUGUCUACAAAUUUCCCUUUGAUGUUCAAAUGUGCAACAUCACCUUCAAGUCUAUCAUGCAUUCUGAUAAUGAAAUAGAAUUAAUUUACAACGAAGACAAUGAAUCGAUGACAGAUUUGACACGCAGCAUGAUGUGGAACCAGUACGAGUGGACGUUCGAGAACUUGACAUCCACAACCAAAUCCAGCAUUAUGUAUCCAUAUCAAACUGCAAUUAUUUACACUAUCACGAUGAGAAGGAGGUCAGUCCUCUACGCUGCCAAUUUCAUUUCUCCAGUGCUCUUCUUCUUGGUUCUGGACUUGGCCUCUUUCCUGAUCCCAGAUGCUGGAGGCGAGAAACUCAGCUUCAAGGUCACUGUGCUGCUCGCUGUCACAGUGUUGCAGCUUAUUCUGAAUGACAUUCUGCCCAGCACUUCACAAAGGGUUCCACUUAUAGCUAUCUACUGCAUUGGGAUUUUUAUUCUGAUGCUGCUCAGCCUCCUGGAGACUAUUGUGAUGAUGUAUCUGAUUGAGAAAGACUCUGCAGCCCAUCACAAUGAGAUGGAUGAAGAACAAAGCCUGAGUUCAAACUGUGGAGACAAAUGGUUCAAAGCCAACUUCUGUGUUAGAGGAAGGAAAUCUAGUGACUGUGCAUCUGUUUGUGAUGAAAGUGCCGAUGAAACGCAAUCUGUGACUGAAAAGAGGAGCAGCGACAAGCUGACAGAGGUGUCCCUUGGUCUUGAACAAGUCUCAGCUGAACUGAGAGAGAUUGGGAAAACAAUAAGUCUGCUCAGCAGUAACGAGAAGGAAGAGAAGUUCGGAUACUGGGCCAGAAUGAUGGGCUUCUACAGAUUUGCAGUCAAGGUUUACGGGACAACAUGGCUGACAGCUCUCUAUCCAGACAAUUUGAAAGACACUGCACACAGUCAAUCUCCAAUCUCGGUGGAGAAGUGUGGAGAAGAUGUGGAAAAUGGAGUAACAGCUUUUGGUGGAGACAGUGUGCUGGUGUGGGGCAGCAUCUUCCUCACUGAAUAA
Molecule: messenger RNA, 1769 nt
Organism: Neolamprologus brichardi
Lineage: Eukaryota; Metazoa; Chordata; Actinopteri; Cichliformes; Cichlidae
Source: RefSeq, a predicted model, not a curated record